AUGGUUGCUGGCUAUGAAACAACAGCAACAACACUUGCUUAUAGUACAUACGUUUUGGCUAAAGAGCCUCUCGUUCAAAAGAAACUUCAAGAUGAAAUAGAUAAUUAUGAUGAGAACAAGAAUGAAUAUGAUCAAGUUCACAAUAUGAUCUAUCUCGAUUGGUUCAUACGUGAAGUUUUACGAAUGUUUCCUGGUGCACCACAAGCCAUGACGAGAGAAUGCAAUACUACUACCGUCGUUUGUGGUCAUACAAUAGAUGAAGGCAGUGUCAUUCAACCGGAUGUAUUGUCUAUUCAUUAUGAUCCUGAUUUAUGGGGUCCCGAAGAUCCAAACAUAUUCUUACCUGAACGACACUCAACUCCAAGACAUCCUGCUGCUUUUAUACCAUUUGGUCUAGGUCCUCGUAAUUGUAUUGGGAAACGAUUUGCUUUAAUGGAAAUCAAAAUGUGUUUGGCACGUCUACUUCGACAAUAUUCGAUUCAUCCUGGUGAUCAAAUGGAAGAAAAAUUCGAACUAAAAGAUACAUCUUUUAUUCUGCACCCAAAAGGUGUCUACGUGAAAAUUGUAAAACGCUCGUAA
This is a messenger RNA of Rotaria sp. Silwood1, 579 nucleotides long. Lineage: Eukaryota; Metazoa; Rotifera; Eurotatoria; Philodinida; Philodinidae. The record is from the annotation of a GenBank genome assembly.